AUGGCUAACCCCAUGAAUAACUACUCCCUGGACUUCUCGACUGGUCGCGAUGAAUCAGAGGACCCGAGAGAUAGUGUGCCAGGACACUUACACCCCUCUCUCACCUCCGGAGACCCCGCCCUCAUGGCCUUCCCGAACCCGGGCAACUAUGCCUUUGGAGCCGUGCUGCCAGAAGAGGACGAUGAACUCCCCCUCCAGGCCUUCAACCGUCCACAUGGUCCCCAGGGUGACCUGGAAGGACGUCUCUCCAAUGUGAUGCUGGCCUAUGACUCGAUCCCUAGCACCGUUUCAAUGCCGAUGAACCUCGACGCGAGUGGCGCGUUCGCAUACGACAUCCCGACAACCUACCCCGCGACUACGAUGGGACUUGCACCAUCGAUGGACCAGCAACGACAACUCCAACAGGUCUACCCCCCGUUUCCCCAGCCCGUGCCACAAUCGAAUCAAUACCUUCAGCAGCAGCAGCAGCAGCCGCCUGCGCCUUCUACUCGCAAUGAUCUCUAUAAUAGCACCACCACCGCCACCAACUCUACCGGCAGUUUUGACGACUCUGACUUCUCCCGAGGCAGCGAUCCAUCCCAAGCGCGUCAACCACGGCCUCUCCAGGAUAGCCAGCGGUACCCGCAGUAUAACCAGCCCACCCAACCUGCCCAGCCUGCUCAGCCUGCCCCUUACCGCGCGUCGCAGCCGGUGGCGAUUCAGCCUAAGCAGCCGACACAGAUCAAAGCCUGUCCCGUACCUCAAGAAGACUAUCAAUCACCAGGGCUUUCCACGCCCGACGCUGCCAAAAAUGAACAUACCGGCAUAUAUUCGAGCAGCGGCUUCGACAUUCUAGGAGUUCUAAGUCGAGUUUCUGUGCGCCCGAACCCUAAAAUCAACAUUGGAGCUGUCGAUCUUUCCUGUGCUUUUGUGCUCUGUGAUAUCACACGACAGGACCACCCGAUUGUCUAUGUCUCCGACGCCUUUGAACGACUUACUGGCUACGCUAGAGACGAGAUCGUGGAUCGCAAUUGUAGAUUCUUGCAAGGACCCGAUGGCAAAGUCGAUGCUGGUGCCAAGCGAACCUUUGUUGAUGGACAGACCGUCCAUCGUCUACGGUCAACCAUUCGUGACCGUACAGAGAUUCAGGCUAGUAUUAUCAAUUACCGAAAAGGUGGCCAACCGUUCAUGAAUCUGAUUACCAUGAUUCCAAUUCGAUGGGAUUCGGAUGAUUAUCGGUUUUAUGUUGGUUUCCAGGUUGAUCUGGUAGAGAAGCCAGACGCCAUUACAAGAAGGAAUCCAGACGGUAACUACACUAUCAACUAUCAGCGGGAUCAACUUCCUCAAUACAUUGUACCCCCGCCUGAUGUAUACCGGCUCCGGCCAGAUCUCCUCACCCAGUUCGGACAUGACCAGGUUACUGCCAUCCUGAAUGCAGCUGGCGUUCCUGGGUCUGGAGUCUCACGGAACUACCUGGAUCGCAUCCUUGUUGAGAACAGCGACGACGUGAUCCAUGUUUUAUCUUUCAACGGCGAAUUCCUAUACCUCUCCCCGUCUUGCCACAAAAUCCUCGAAUAUGACCCAGUCGAAUUGGUCGGCAAGACGCUAUCAACCAUCUGCCACCCAAGUGACAUUGGGCCUGUGAUUCGUGAUUUGCGCGCUAGCACCACCCCAGCACCCGUCAGCGUCGUAUACCGCAUUCGUCAGAAGUAUAAAGGCUACAUGUGGUUCGAAAGCCACGGUGCCUGGCACAUUGAUCCCCAGCAAGGAAGAAAGUACCUCGUUAUGACAGGUCGCCCAAGACCCGUCUACGCGCUGGACCAGAUUGCUCAGUUGGGUACCUCGGCCGCACUAGCCGAGAAUGACGUCUGGGCAAAGGUGUCUUUGUCUGGCGUUAUCCUAUUCAUGACCACCAAAUCAAAGCCAGUAUUGGGACGUCCACCGGACGAUUUCAUCGGCAAAGGCCUGCAUGAACUCAUGGAACCCGAAGGCGGGCCGAAUGCGAUAUCAGACGCCUUAGAAGCCGCAGCCAAAGAAACAGGCAACGAAAACGACGGCAAGAAGAACGACGGUAGUGACAAGAACCUCGAACUUCCUUCAUUCAGACACCAGAUGCGUCAUAAGAAGGGCCACUCACUUUCCGCACACACCACAAUCUACUCAGGAGAUUCGAACCAAAAAGUCCGACCAACAUUCCUAGUCAUCCAGAUCCGAUUCGCUCGAGCAUUCCCACCCUCCCCCACAGCCCUCGAAGCAGCCGCAGACGAAAAUCUCGCAAAUGCCCCCGGCUCAUCAAAAGCAACCACACUAAGCUUCAAAGACGCCAAUCCACCCCGCCAAUACGGAGCCCUAGGCCAACGAAUCCCAGACCUAUCGUCUUUCAUCGGCCUGAAUGGGCUUCCCACCGGUAACCGCAGUAUAUCACCAUCCGACGUGCCGGCCACGUUCUUCACAGAGCUCAAUCCAACCCGCGGCUCAAGCUGGCAGAUUGAACUCCGCGAGCUGGAGAAGCAAAAUCGCACACUUGCCGAGGAACUUCAACGGCUUGUUAGUCGGAAGAAGAAGCGCAAGCGUAAGCAGACUGCUAUUUCGGUUGAGAAGGCUUGUUCGAUGUGCAGUACUAAGAAUACGCCUGAAUGGCGACGCGGGCCGAGCGGGAACCGUGAUCUAUGUAAUAGUUGUGGGUUACGCUGGGCGAAACAAAAUCGCAUCCAGGCUCAGACUACUACUGAUGGUGGUUCUACGGCGACGGUGCCAGCAACUACAAUGGCUUGA
This is a messenger RNA of Penicillium waksmanii, 2754 nucleotides long. RefSeq lists its product as uncharacterized. Gene Ontology annotation, biological process: regulation of DNA-templated transcription. Gene Ontology annotation, molecular function: zinc ion binding; sequence-specific DNA binding; protein binding. NCBI's taxonomy places the organism in Eukaryota, Fungi, Ascomycota, Eurotiomycetes, Eurotiales, Aspergillaceae. The transcript is spliced from 4 exons. Bases 1 to 2754 code for a protein of 917 amino acids. Gene Ontology annotation, cellular component: nucleus. The record is from RefSeq and is a predicted model, not a curated record.